Messenger RNA from Phytomonas sp. EM1, 4871 nucleotides. Lineage: Eukaryota; Euglenozoa; Kinetoplastea; Trypanosomatida; Trypanosomatidae. The record is from the annotation of a GenBank genome assembly.
CUCUAGUUAAUGACUAUAUAAACUUGAUAGGUAGACCCAAUGAUUGUUCUCUUUUUAACUAUAUUUUUGCGCAGCAGUACUCACUGGAAAAGCUGGAGAAGCAAGCCGUUCUCCUCACAAGAUCUUGAAGCCAAACAAUUGAUAUCAAUACCACUAAAUAAAGAAGGGUUUCCAUAUUUGUACUUAUAUUGAAGCACUUUAUCAGUUGAUCAACGUUCCUGAUAGUGCUUGGAGAGGGAAUCACAGGGCUCUCUUCGAAACUGACGACUUAUCUACUCGGAGACUUGAAUGAGCCUCUAAAGGGGCACUACGACUGUGCUGCGAACUUUGCAAAUAAGUUGCCUGGAUCCAGAGAAGUUUCUUUGGUCUUGAUACCAAACUUCCCUGAGGUCGGAUGCUUUAGAUUAUAAUUCCUAUCAUCAUUAUUUUCUGUUUUUAUAACAAUCACGAUAGCAAAUGAACAAACGAGCGACGUGGAUCAGCCACAUGGCUGGAUUGGGAGAUAACCUUUCCUGCCUUUGGUGACGAUUGCAACCAUCCUCGGCGGGUUUAUUAAUCAUCAAAAGGAACAGAGGUUCAACAAAUUGAUCACGAACACACCGCCAGUGCUCCUGCCCACGGUACGGGGCGAGGGUACGCGGUGAAAAUGAGCGACGAGUUUCUUCUGAGUGGGGGGGUAUUGCAUAUUGUGUCUACUGGCGGCUUAUCAGGCUGAAUUUUCCUUGAAAGUAUUUCACUCAGAAUGGAUUCGUUUUCGGCCACGAGUGAUGCCGAGCAUAAUGCCAAUAACUUACAAGAGUAAGGAGGCCGUAGAGAGAUGAAAAAAAAUCAGCAUGGGGUGCAUGUUCUAUCUUCAGUACUCAUAUGAAUAUAUUGGAAAAGAGGACAUACCAAGUUGAAUAAUCUUUUAUGCAUAACGACAAGCAUAAUUCCGUUUUGUUGUUGUUUCCGAAUAGCAGAUACACUAUGGGAUACUAUUUUUUAACACACACACAUAUCUAUAUACGGAUGUGGAACUACAUAUACAAUGCUCAUUGGGAGAAGUAUUAGAUAGAAGGUCUACAUAAGUAGCCAUUUAUUCGAAGCAUCAUGCUUCCUCUGGGCUCUCCCCUUAAUUUAUUCUUGUUAUACUUUAGUUCCCUAAAUCAUGCGUUUAAUAUUGACUCUAUUUUUUACUAUAAGUAGGUUGAUUCCGUUGUAAGGCUACAUCCAGUCUCAACUAUGAUGUCCAUGCUGAGAUGUGGGAAGCUGGUACCAUUACUCUUAAUAUCCCUUUUUUCCCUUCUUCCUGAUAAAUACAGUGCAGUAUCUCUAACUGGAAUAUUUGUGAAAAAGUGUGCCUUGUGCUCGCAGCCUAGAUUUACAAAUUACCCCCUUAUAGAUAGUGUGAGCAAGCAACUAACAACAAACGCAUUAGAAAAUAUUUUUCUGUGGAAAAAUAUUCAUUUUCACUUCCUUGUUUUAUUAAAAUACUGGUAAAGGGAGUUACUAUGCGCAACGCUCAUGAGGACGUAUCACUUUCUGAACCAGGUGCCGAACCUCUUUCGCCGAGCCUCCCUCCGCUGCUAGGAUUACCCAAUUUGGAUAGUGGUGGUUGGGCCGUGAGCCCUCCUCGGCGCGGUCUGGUGGUUCUCAAUCUUUCGGCUAGUCAAUCGACGAAUGCGGCCAAGCAUUCGCGUUGCAGUCGACUCCAGCUUAUUUCGAAUUCAACAGUUCCAACAAAUUCUACGACAUUCGGACGGUCUCAAACUUUGGUAUCAUCGUCAGAGCUACCUGUUGCAGGUAUCGCAAUGACUAACACUGGUACUUCUCCUUCUCUUUCAUUAUCAAACUCAGAACACUCUUUAGCUGUCUAUACACCAUACAUCAUUCUGCAGGAAUGCGGUAAGGAGUGUGCAGCAACGACAAAAAAAGAUGUUAGUCGUUCCCAUUUGAGGAAAUCUCCUCCUAUUACUAGAGCAAAGAGCACUGGCUUUGUCAAUGUAAAUGAUUCCCACUCUGUAACACAAUCGUUGGCUGUCCAAAUUUGUAAAGAACUCCGAGGUGAGGCUCCUCGGUAUUUGAAUAUUUCAGCUUCUGGAAUCUCAACAGCAGAAGGAAGAGGGGGGGAGGUUAUUACGAUAAAUGUAGGUAUUUCAAAGACGAACAAGACCCAUUUCUUACUCGGAUCCACUUUUCCUUUCUUUUGGCAGGAAGAUGUCAGUGAGGGGUGCCAAGAGCGGACGCCCAAUGAAAGCCUCUUAGCUUCGGUGAUGGAGAUGCUUUUUUUAGUAGAUUCUCAGCAAUUAGAUGACUCAUCCACGCAGCACAAGUGCCGUGUUGAGGUUGCAGUAAGUGCCAUUGAGUUGAGUGAUGCCGCACCAUUCUCCCCUGUUUCCGCCGAAUACCAUCCAACUGAGGCGGUCGACUUGUUCUCUGGGAGAAGAGAUAUGUACGUACCAGGGUUGAAUUCAGUUUUGGGGGUAGAUCAAUCUGCCAGGGCGAGUGGAGGGGGGAAUGGCGAGAAUUCUCGUAGAAUUGGAAGCUCACCGACUGGAUGCUUCAUGGAGAACUGGACUGAUAUACCCGCCGCUCAGUAUGUCAGUUGCACCUCCGCAGCGGAGGUACAACGCGUUGUAGGAAUAGCUCUCUCACGCAGCCUUAGCUGGCGCCCUGUUCAAGCCAAUGGAAACAGACGGGAAACACCCAUGGAGGUUGAGGAGGAGUGUGAAGGAAAUGAGAAGAGCGGAUCAGAUGGAUACAACGGUGCCUGGCUUCUAAGGCCUGAGUCUCGCAAAGAGCAUGGUCACCUUCUGUUCACCUUUCUAGUGCGGCAAAAGGCGGACGUGUGCGAUGAUGAGAGGCGCGCAGGUGCUUCUCAGCACAAAUUUUCGAAGAGGCGUUCAAUGGUUGGUGUGUGGCGAUUAUGGGACUUGUCUGGCCCGCUUCCCGAUAACGCUGGGUUUGUGACUUCAUCCUCAUCUCCGUCUUCAUGUUCCGAUGUUUUUAUCCGGACGCUUGCGGGUCGCACAUACUACGCCCUCAGACGAUGGACACAGAGUCUUAGACGUGUGUUGUCAGGUUCACAUCAAGGGGCAGAGAACAAGGUGGGAGUGUGUGAUCCAUCUGCGCGUAUGAUUCAGGCAUGUAUGGAAGAGUCAUGCUCAAUGUGUAUUUUUGUUGCUUCUUUCCACCAAGAUGCUUCCUUAGACAAUCUUAAUGAGGAUGUUCUCAACUCUGCCGCCGCGUGGCAAGCAUGGACUAUGCGUUCACGUGAAGGUCAUGACAUUUCUAGGGAAACAGGUUCCCAAUCUGUUGCUCGACAUGAGGAGAACAUCCACGCAGCUCGGUGUGUACUUAAGAAAUUUGCUUUGAGUGCGCGCACGUAUUUUCCCCAAAUCGCAAUGUCGUCUCCUCCGACGAAAAGAGGGAUGACAAGGGGUCACCUUGCUUUGGAUCCUGUUCUUUCAAGUGAUUCUUUUGAGGGAAUGCCCAGAGGAGACAAAAAUUCUCAAGGGGGAGGAUUCAAGCCCGUCGGCGCGAUCUGUGAAUUCCAGGAUAAUCAAAAGGAAUCUCAAAGGAUUGUAUCACCUUUCAGCGUCAAGGCCACUUGUCCGAACCCUCACACCAACCCUGAAAUCAUUGUGGAGGGCGUUAGUAGGGGUCUUAAUAUAUUGAAUUGUGGAGUAGAGAGGGUGCAAUAUCGUCCGGAGCAACCGCAGCAGCUUGACGCCAUGCAGCACUUUUCAUCAUUUGCCCCUACUUUGUCAUCGCACACGGAGCCUCCUUCUGUUACCAGAAAUUGCCAAUUCAACCAUCCGCUAGACUAUCAUAGCGAGUUAGCAAACGGUAAGAAUAGCAAACUUGACAUGGUCGAUGCUUUUGCGGAGCCCGCUCUUCCGAUUCUUACCCUAUCUCAGGAAACUAAGCCAUUCGGGGGGGACCCGUCCUUGGAUUCCCUGUUGCCGACCCCCGCUCAGCUUACCGCUGAGUCGCAGCGCCCUGUCGGGGGUUGGAGGUCGGCGGAGGGGGCCUUACGGGAGGGGCUCGCAGGGGGUUGGCGGGGAGAUCCUCCCCCCUCAGCCCUGCAUCCUCAUCAGCCGCGGGAUGGCUUUUGGAUGGAUGCCUGGGGGAGGUCCUGGGAGGCGGCGAGGGCUCUCGAGAUGAGGUACGUCGAGGCCCUCCACCGCGCUUACGGGGAGGUGGAUCAACUCCGCCGGGCGCUCCUCGCGGAGCGGGAGCGAAGUCAAUCGUUGGGUGGGCGUGUCUUGCAGCUCGAGGAGCAGCUCCACGCAACCACCCAGCGGCUCUUCUUUUAUGAGCAAAGGGAACGCGGGGGGGAACCGAACGGGGAUGGGAGCCCCACGCAAGACUCGCCACCUUCGCAUGCCAAUUCCGGGAAAAGCGACGUCGGUGGGAGGGUUGCCGACAGCCUGACGACUGCCCACGCCACCCGUAGCUUCACUGAGGGAAGCACGUCAGGUAGGCGUCUGAACCCUCGCGAGGCCACAGCUUCCGCUGCUGCCAAACCAUCUAGUGCUGAGGCGGCAGAACUUUUGUCAAGUCUCUUGUCCAAGGCUUUACGAUUGGGGCAAGAUCAAGACCAUGUCCGAGACCAGACCGAAUCCGUGCGAUCUAACGGGGAAAAAACUUUAUUCGAGGUCCACGUUACCCCGUGGCCCGACUAUCCCUCGCACGGCAACGCCAUGCUGGAGGAGGACAUUUAUCUUUCAGCAAUUGCGAAAUCUCAAGCCACGAAUCUCUCGCAUGAUAUUCCGAUUGCUACUGAUCAGUCCUACGAUGAACCGCUUAAGAUGUUUACGAAAGAUCGUGGUGCACCGCUGAGAUCUUCAUCGGCCCCGCAUGAGCGAGCUGCCGUACUCCAUCAUUAG